AUGUACCGGCUUCACUUAUCCAACUUGGGAAUCCUGUUAACUACGUUGACUGCUUACACACAUUUGAGAAUUAGGUGAGUUCGGUGGGAAAAAAAAAAAUAAUUUACAUUUUUCAGAAUAUGGGACCUUGAAGACGAAUGCAGACAAGAAGAAGCUCUACAGCGGUCAAAAAGGGACAUAAACUCGUCGGCCGAUCGACUUUGGCUCACUUCACUUUCAAGUGUCAAGGUAUAGAAGAUCAGAAAAUGAAUGAGAAAAUUGUUUUAAGAUCAGUGAAGUUAUGGAGAAAUGCACAGAGGUUCACGAGUACUGCAGCGACAAGGCCGAUUUGCGAGGCCGAACGGGAAGGACUGGUCCUGUAGGACCGCCAGGGUCAGUUAUAUGGAAAUUCGAAUGAUCAGAAGAGAAUUGAAACAUUUUCAGAAAAGCCGGUGCUCCAGGUCCGAUGGGGAGACGAGGACUGAUGGGCGUUCCUGGACACCCAGGACCGACUGGUGAGGUUUUUUUAAAUCCUGAAGCACCCGAGAGAGUUCAGGAAGUCCUGGUCCGAUUGGAAAAGACGCCGAUUGUGCCGCUUGUCCCAUUAGCGACAUGUUUUUGUUGGAAAGAGCUUUCGACUGUCCUAAGGUACCCAAAGAGAAAGCCAGAGUUAGAUGCAUAUUUACAUGCUGAUUCCGAAUUCGGGCUCAUAAAUCGCGUCGGAGCUUUGUGAAAAAGUUCUUGGAUAUAGUUUGUUCAUAUUUCUAAUGUCAAGCAGCUUACUCCGGCCCCAAAACUACAAUAUCUUUCGCGUCAAUUUUUCAUCGCAGAUGACGAUAAACCUUUAAAAUGGUUACAUUUUUUUUUUUUACUUCUGUUCCAUUUUUUAGAAUAAAAAAGAUCGAAAAUCCUCCCGCUCGAUAAAAAAUCGACGCGAAAGUGUACUGUGGCAGCAGGGGCGGAGUUAGCUGGAUGACAUUUAAAAUCUGAACAGCCUAUACGCAUACUGAGCAAAAAGUCUGAAUGAGUUGAAAGAAAAAAAAGUAUUUUUCCAUCUUAAAAUUUCAGGUUGAAGACAUGAAGUGUGGCAGCGACAGCGCGACGACGGCCGCUCCGGUGGCCACGCAAAGGCCGAUGCCGUCGAUGGUCCAGCAGGUCUGAGAACAUGUUCAAGACGUUCAGUCGUCGCUGUUCAGCUUCUGGAGAGCAACAGCGAGGUGGAGGGCUGCAUGAAGAUGUGCAUUGCCAACUAUUCGAUCGAGACGACAAGAGAAGUCGUCACUACGCCUGUCGCCUACAUACAAGGCGUCACAGCUCGUUUGUAUUUUUUCACUAUCUUCUUAUAUCAUCCGUUUUUGUAAUGCUCAUAUAUGUCCCUGCUUUCUCAGAUUGCAAGCUGCAGAACGUGGGCAAACCGAUAUUUCAUUCGCAUUCAACUACAUACUAUGGCAGUUGGAUGCGCGACGCCUAUCCACCAACAGGAGAUGUGAAAAUAGCUAUAAACUGAGCAAUACUUAGUUAUCUUGAGGAUUCUCGGAAGCGAUACGUUAUGAACCACUUCCAAGGCAACCAGCUCGUCGAGUACAGCACCGAGGCCGAAAUGCGCAGGGAACACGUCAGCAAAGUGUUCGUUUUAUUUUUCAAAAUUCGUGAAAUCUUAUACACAAAUUUCGGAGAACGCCUCGGGCUCUAACUGCUUGAGAUUGGAAAAAAAAAUGAAUCAGCGUUAGAGCAACUUCACUAAACGGACAAAAUUGAUUGAAGUCACCGCCUGCCGUACAUAUUUGACGGAACUAACCACGUCAUGUUCAACGGCUCAGUCUUCUACCAUCGCGCCGGCCAUCCGAUCAUUGCCAAAUACGAACUGUCCUCUCGAAACUAUCAACAGCUCACAAUAAAUGGUGCAGCUUAUCGAGGAGAUGAAGUGCGUUUUUUUCUAUUAUCGUUGAAAAAAGUUGAAAUUCUAUAAUUAAAAAAAAAAGAAAAGUUAAGAUCAAGGUAACACUCUGAUAAGCUUGAAAACGUCCUUCACUUGCAAAGAAAUACUUUUUUUCUUUCGCCUGUGGGGAUGGUUCAACGCGUUUUCCAAGUCAGAACUUUGAAGUUUGCAUUCAAGUUGACAGUAAGAUUCGUAAGUCUUCAUAUUAACCGCUUCGGAGCCGCUACGCGUUGAGCCUUUCUUUGUGCACCCGCAAAUUCCUUAUAACAAGAAAGAAAUUGGAUUUCAAUGAAACUUAUCUUUUUUGGACAACUCUUCUAAUACAAUGAACUUAAAUUGAUGUUUUUCCAGUACCUCUACAAUCAAUCGAUGGCCUACUUUGACAUUUCCAUCGAUGAAAACGCUCUUUGGGUUGGCUUCCACUACAAAAAGGAAGAAUUCCUCUCUGUGGCCAAGGUAAACUACAAUGAAAAAGAGCCAUGCAGAUAUAAAAUCAGGUCGAUCUGAGUAACUUCACAAUUGUCGACAUUUUCAAUCUGACUUUGGUGAAUCAUACCCAAAUCGGCAACGCGUUCGUUAUCUGCGGAAAGAUUUAUUUGGUACUUUUCUUUUCUUAAAAUCUUGGAAGUGUGCUCUAGAGAGCUGCGUCUGUGAUUGGCUAAUUUUUCGCUGUUGGUCUAGAGCCAAUGAGAAACAUGGUAAAGUCAGCUAGAGCGAAAUUUUAAGGUUUUAAAAAUGUAAAUAAAAAGUGCGGUCGCCAAAUCUGUUCGACAAUUCUAAGCUUUCACUGAAGAGCUUUUAACUAAGCUCAUUUGAUACGAUUUGGAGCAGCCUGAACUAUCAACAGUCUUAUUUGUCUAAAAGACGAAAAUAAAAGAACGUAAAAAUGAGAGCGAAGACAGGUCAAACUUUUUCCAGGUGUGACCUGUGAGGUAUAAUUUAGAAACUUCAUUUGAACUCCAAAUCUUCAGGUCGACGACUCGACACAGCAGUCAUCGUUCGUCUCAACAUCUUUCGACUUCUACCGGCUCGUCUACGGUUCGCCCAACUUCAAAUGGAUCAACCUCUACAAGAACGCCAACAUGAUCUCCUACAAUCCCUUCGACAAGAGAAUUUAUGUCUACGAUCACGCCUACAUGCUCACAGUUCCCCCUUCAUUGCAAUGGCUUGCCAAAUAA
Caenorhabditis auriculariae is the source of this 3096-nucleotide messenger RNA. Lineage: Eukaryota; Metazoa; Nematoda; Chromadorea; Rhabditida; Rhabditidae. The record is from the annotation of a GenBank genome assembly.